Messenger RNA from Lolium rigidum, 452 nucleotides. RefSeq lists its product as uncharacterized. NCBI's taxonomy places the organism in Eukaryota, Viridiplantae, Streptophyta, Magnoliopsida, Poales, Poaceae. Bases 36 to 452 code for a protein of 138 amino acids. Gene Ontology annotation, cellular component: mitochondrion; nucleus. The record is from RefSeq and is a predicted model, not a curated record. Gene Ontology annotation, biological process: mitochondrion organization. The transcript is spliced from 4 exons.
ACUGCUUCACACAUCUCCGGCCAUCCAUCUUCGCCAUGGCACGCCGCAGCUCAGGAGGGGGAUUCCGCUCGACGCCGCGCCGGAGGACCCCGGCGCCCGCAAAACCGGCGGCGGCCCCUGGCCCCGCUCCACACAGCAAUGGCGGCCUCAUGGGAGGAGGAUCGUUCGCGUCCAACGUCUUCGACGGAUUGACCUGGGGCGCCGGCAGCAGCAUAGGCCGCAGGCUCGUCGACUUCUUCGCCGGGCCGCGCACCAUCCGAGUCGCCGAUGCUCCUUCUCAGGCGUCGGCGCCCGUCUCGGACGCUUGUGACAUCCACAACAUGGCCUUCGCAGAUUGCAUCAAGCAGAACGCAAGCGACAUCAGCCAGUGCCAGUUCUACAUCGACAUGCUCAACCAGUGCCGCCGCGACUCCUCCGGUGGUGGCAUCCCCGCCACCACCACCUUCGCCUAG